CUCGUUUGUUGUCCGGCAGCAGACGACGCUCCUAACCUAAGUUUGAAGAAGUGACAUGAUGUAAACAACUGGUCACAACUGGCUUCUCCAAGAACAAUGGCUACAAUGACAUUCAAAGACUACUCUGUGUUACAAAGAUAUCAAGAAAGUAUUAAGAAAAUUAGGCGAUUCGGUUUGAACUCAAAUUUAUCUGAGCGGGAAGUUAAUAAUGCCAUGGAUCAGUGUCUUAGAUCACUUCUUGAUAAAGAGAAUGAAUCGAAGUCCAAAACAAGAAAAUAUGGGCUUUUCUCAAUUAUUCAACUAGGAACCACUGUCCUUAAAAAAUUAGCUUUCGUUUCUUUAGUCUGCCUUGUUACUGGUUUGGUCCUAUAUGGUCUGCUUCAGCACAAACCUAUUCAAUACUUCAUUCAAAGCAACUUGCAGGAUUUUAUAUAUCCUGGGAUGAAAAUUCUUAGAAAGCUAUCGUUACCUUUGAUAUCACUGUGCCCUUCUUUGACAAAGUUUUACGACGAAAGCUGCCUUGUUGUCAACCCAUUCUUUCGUGUGCCUGACAUGCCUUGCCCUUGUGAAGAUGUGCGUGCUGUCCUUAAUUUAACAGGAGAAAAUUUACAACAAGAACAAUACCAUUCUGGUAUCCCCUUCCUGGUCAAGGUUGACCGAGUAGAUGUUUCUUGGGAAAGUCUGAAAUCUUUAUACCUAAACAAUAGCAUUGUUUUCGACCGUGAUGCAUCCCAGGUGACUAUUUCAAGACCUUCCAGCCAUGGAUCAGCAGUGACCCCAAACACUAUUUUCAACAUGAAUUGGGACGAAAGUGAUCGUGAAAUGGAACAGUCUCAUAUUCAAUGGAGAUGUAACCGCAUGGAGCCAGCCCGCUUGCUGCGGUCUGUGUUUGGCGUGCCUUCACAUGAACCAACAUAUGCUGCUGGAGUGACCAUUGAGAAACUACUCAUGAUAGAUGGCCCAAAAGCUCCUCUUUAUCGUUUGCCAACCACAGAUGGUACAACUGUCUUCAUUCAACAGUCAAGUGGCUCUAGGAUAAUAAUUCUGACACCCGCACACGAGUGCAAGGAGAAGUGUUCUGCCGUGUCUGUUGAUUUACCGUCUGGCCACAUCUUGUGGUUUAGCUGGUGGUACUGGAGAGCUAGCAGUCUUCCAUCGCCUACCGCAAUUUCCAUGGGCAUUUCAUAUGUCGGUUCUUACCUGUGAAGUAUCGUCACCAGCUUCCCCGGAACUCUUACUACGUAUUUAUUUUUUAAAAUUUAUUUAUUUAGUUAUCUAUUGAUGAGUUGUCUGUCCAUAAAUGUCCUUCGCAGUAUUACAAGAUUCUAAGAAACGCUA
Thrips palmi is the source of this 1338-nucleotide messenger RNA. RefSeq lists its product as uncharacterized. The record is from RefSeq and is a predicted model, not a curated record. The coding region runs from base 97 to 1206 and encodes 369 amino acids. NCBI's taxonomy places the organism in Eukaryota, Metazoa, Arthropoda, Insecta, Thysanoptera, Thripidae. The transcript has 6 exons.